UGGUUAUAUAAGGCUGAAUUUCACACAGCUAACUUUGCACCAUUUUUUGGCCCGUUACAGCUGCUUUUACCUUUUUACCUUUCUCUCUAAAACUCAUCUUCCAGCAUGAAGGGACUCCUCAUUGUUGCACUCAUUUUGUUUGCAGGCAGUGCCUUGGCCCAAGUUGAAAAAGAAGAGACUGCACCUGUCAUUGAUAAUACUGAUACUGAUACUGCAGUUGAUAAUAAGGACGUACCAGAAACUAGUGAAAGUGACAGUGAGUUUACAGAAGCAGCUGAGUCUACAGAAGCAGCUGAGUCUACUGCAGAAGAGUUAGAUAAACUCCUCAAAGAAAGCACAAUAACCAACACCAUCAAUGGACAAGGAAUCAGCAUUGGUUUAACCAAUGGCAAUGACAUUGUCAUUAGGCUUGGAGGUGGAAGAGGUAUAGGUGGCCGUGGAGGAAGUGGUACUACCUAUACAAGAUGGGGAAGGACCACAUGUCCUAGGGGAGCUGGAACUGUAAAAGUCUACGAUGGAUAUGCUAGUGCUGGCUGGUAUAGCCAUAAGGGUAAUGGUGCCAACUACCUUUGCAUGCCUAAAGAUCCACAAUACCUCAGCUCACAAAAUGUACCUGCUGCUUCAUGGCUUUAUGGAGCAGAGUACGAGUCAGGCAACAGGAUAUUUGGUUAUACCACACAGGACUUCAAUGUUCCAUGUGCCGUCUGUCACUCUCCUAGAUCAGCUAAGAUAAUGCUUCCUGGUAAAUACAACUGCCCUCGAUCUUGGACCAGAGAAUACUACGGAUAUGUCAUGACCAGUUACUAUGGUCACACUCAGACCAUUGACUAUUCAUGCGUUGAUUACACCCCAGAAAGAAUAUCUGGAACCCAAAAGAAUACUAAUGGAGCUCUGUUUUAUUUCACCACUGUUGGCUGCCGUACUGGUCUACCUUGUAGGCCAUACAUUCAAAAUAGAGCUGUUACCUGUGCAAUCUGCACAAAAUAAACUUUCUGCUACAAUGGACUCGUUAUAAUGGACUCUAAACCUCUCAAUAUUGUAGUGACUAGUUCUUUAUCGUAUUGAUUGUGUUGUGUUAGAUCAAUAGUUUUGUUUCUUUUCCCUUUCAUUUCAAUAAUAAAAUCACAUCAUUUUGUGCAAUCAUUUUUGCAACGGUGCAUUAGGAUUUUUAA
Molecule: messenger RNA, 1172 nt
Organism: Amphimedon queenslandica
Lineage: Eukaryota; Metazoa; Porifera; Demospongiae; Haplosclerida; Niphatidae
Product: short-chain collagen C4-like
Exons: 5
Coding region: 106-987 (293 amino acids)
Source: RefSeq, a predicted model, not a curated record